UCUCCCUCUCUCUGCUAUUUUCUUUCAUAUCUUCUUGUAUGUAAGUUUGUAAAUAUAUAAUUCCAAAGUCUCUAGCAAUUGGUGCUCCAGUCAAUAGAAUCUUCCUCCUAAGACACCCAAUUAAAACUUCGGUAUUGUGUCUCGAUCUGCAGACUUUUAAUAUGAAUACAUUCUAGGUAAUCUUCAGGUAAGAGCCUUCCUAGCUAGCUCAUUCAUUUACUUUCACUCAUGUUGAUACAUACCUAUGCAGCAGCAGUAGCAGAUUGACAAGUGCAGAUGGAAAGUGACUCGAAUUAAUUGGGAGAAAGAGGAGGACAUAUAAAGAUAUUCAAAUUCCAAGAAUCUUCCUCCUUUGAGGACUUGAGGGUGAAGAGGGACCUCUCAACAGCCACAGUGGAUUCCCCUCAUCUGAAAUCAGGGAAUAAGAUUCCCAGCUUUUGCCUGUACGUGCCAGGAGAGAACCAAUACGAAUGCACAAAACCAACAAAUCAUAAUAUAUUAACAAAUGGAUCAAUUCUGGUAUCUAAUACAAGGCCAAGGCAUUAUGAUCGACUUGUUUGAAGAAUUCAAAAGGGUACGUAGUGGUAGCAUGAGAGACUGAGUUUGAUAUGCAGAGUGGAAUUAGAUCGAGCAAGAGGACUCACAAGGACCCACAACACACAACAAGCAGCUAUUAGUAUACCAAGGACAAUAUCUCUUUUCAAGUCGCUGUGAGUACUGGAUUGGUUCCAUCAGUUCUUCUUUUUUCAAUUAAGAUUCUAUUCCAAGCUUCCCCCACCAAUUUGCUUUAUAAAGACAUACUCAGCAUACCCUUUGGUUUGUGAGAAAUGCAUUAUACAAGGAGAAAGAGAUAGCAGGCUAGCCUACGUCCUGAAAGAGAGCAAAGAACAAUUGUUAGGAAGUUCAUCACCAUCACCACCACCACCACCACCACCACCUUCAUCAUCUCACUCACCAAACUAGGAAUUUAGGCAUACAUACGGAGCAGUUACCAGGCUGCAAGUGGAUCAGAGGUAAGGUUGGUUCAAGAGAAAGAGGCAGACAUCCAGCUGAUCCAGAGUAGAGAGAAGAAUAUAAUGAUGUACCAUCAUCAUCACCACCAGCACCAGCACCAGCACCAACAGCAGGCAAAGAACAUCCAUUCCUCUUCUUCAAGCAGGAUGGCCAUCCCUCCUGAAAGGCAUCUGUUUCUGCAGCCGGAAACUUGCCCUGAAGAUUCAGGACUAGUCCUUUCAACUGAUGCCAAGCCAAGACUCAAAUGGACGCCUGAUCUCCAUGAGCGCUUCAUAGAAGCAGUAAACCAGCUGGGAGGAGCAGAGAAGGCUACUCCAAAAACAGUAAUGAAACUUAUGGGGAUUCCAGGGCUAACAUUAUACCACCUAAAGAGUCAUCUCCAGAAGUAUAGGCUCAGCAAGAAUCUGCACGUACAUGCUAAUAGUGGCACCACAAACAAAAUUGGUGCAGUUGCAGCUGCAGUGCCAGGAGAAAGAAUAUCUGAAGUAAAUGGAACUCAUAUGAACAGUAUGAACAUCGGACCACAGUCAAAUAAAGGCUUGCAUAUAAAUGAAACACUACAAAUGCAAAUUGAAGUGCAGAGAAGGCUACAUGAGCAGCUUGAGGUACAGCGACACUUACAACUUCGUAUCGAAGCUCAAGGAAAAUACCUACAGUCGGUGCUGGAGAAAGCCCAGGAGACACUAGGAAGACAGAACUUAGGUACAGUGGGACUUGAAGCUGCCAAAGUUCAACUCUCUGAACUGGUAUCCAAAGUCUCCACCCAAUGCUUGAACUCUGCAUUUACAGAGCUAAAAGAAGUACAGGGAUCGUGCCCCCAAAACCAGCCCACCGAUUGCUCUGUGGACAGCUGCCUCACCUCCUGUGAAGGAUCUAAAAAGGAUCAGGAGAUACAAAACAAUAGCAGGAUGGGGCUAAGAGCUUAUAAUAGCAGCAGGGUACUAUUGGAAUCGGAAGAGACCAUUCUACAUCUAAAAGAGAAUAACAUGUUUGUUUCCGCUCUAACCAAGAAUGCAGACCAAAGAAUGUUUCCUUCAGAAGCAAGGUCUGGUGACUUGUCUAUGAACAUCGGACUUGAACGAGAAAAAUGGAACCGUAGCAACUGCAACUCCGAGGAAAGAUUCAAAGCAAGAAACACAGAUGACAGCUUUCUAGAGCAUACAACCAACAAGGCAGAUUCAGUUAAAGUAGAUCAGACUCAGAAAGUUUCUCAAGGAUAUAGCGUGCCAUACUUUGCAGCAAAACUGGACCUAAAUUCUCAUGAUGAUAUUGAUGCUUCUUCAAGUUGCAAACAGUUUGACUUGAAUGGUUUUAGCUGGAGCUAACAGGGUUUACCUUGAGUGGAGGGGAUAAAUUGCUGCAAAAGAAUAGCAUGCUGUUCUCUUCUUCUCACAGUUGAAGCUCAAUGGAAUAAGUUGCAGGACAAAGACAGAAUGCAUUUAUAACCAACUGCAUAGCAAGUAUUUGAUAUAUAUGAAUGAGUUCCAGGAUUACAAACAGAAAUGUAUUCAUCGCAACAUCACUACUCAUUUUUCAAA
This is a messenger RNA of Rosa rugosa (rugosa rose), 2552 nucleotides long. RefSeq names its product myb-related protein 2-like. Gene Ontology annotation, molecular function: DNA binding; DNA-binding transcription factor activity. The record is from RefSeq and is a predicted model, not a curated record. The coding region runs from base 1077 to 2339 and encodes 420 amino acids. The transcript has 7 exons. Lineage: Eukaryota; Viridiplantae; Streptophyta; Magnoliopsida; Rosales; Rosaceae.